Drosophila navojoa is the source of this 1185-nucleotide messenger RNA. RefSeq names its product ankyrin repeat and SAM domain-containing protein flippy (gene flip). Gene Ontology annotation, molecular function: protein binding. The record is from RefSeq and is a predicted model, not a curated record. Lineage: Eukaryota; Metazoa; Arthropoda; Insecta; Diptera; Drosophilidae.
AAAUGUGUGCAUAUACGGCAUGCAGCAUGUCCGAAAUUAUAAACAACAAUCAGGAUUCGUGUCAGCCAGACCACACGAGUAGUAAAAUUGCAAUCCUAUCGACUUCGACACCACCGCUUCCCAUCGAUCCUCCAUUCCCGUUGGUGGCCGCCUGGCUCGGUUUCGAGACACGCGUCUCGAAGCAGACGGUGAACAGCGUCUGCGUCGACUGGACACCUAGCCCGGAGUCCGUUUCUGUGUUCAGCAUCGAAAAGUACCACAAGCGACACGGCUGGCAGCAAGUGCUAUGGGCGAGCUCGAGUCCCCAGACCAUCCACCACCUGGAAGAGAAUUUCGGCUAUCGACUACGCAUUCGAGCUCUACGACCCUCUCUGGAUGGCAGUCACUACGAAACAGUGGCCAUUUCACCGGACAUCAUUGCAACCACGGAAGCAGCGCUACCAUCCACAAACUGUUUGUAUCGAGCCAUUCGUAAGUCGCAGCAAUUUCUGGUCAAGCGCAUGCUGCGGCGGCGACCCAGUCUGGUGGACUAUCCUGGUCCGAACGGAUAUCUCCCUUUAGCAAAUGCCAUUAUUCAGGGCGAGAUGUGCGUCAUUGAUGUCCUCCUCUCGGCUGGCUGCAGCGUGCAUCUGGGCAAUCCACAUAACAAACGCAGCCCACUGCAUUUGGCAUUCUAUCAUGGCCAUCUGCCGUCGGCCCGAAUUUUGCUGAACAAAAAGGCGCAGUUGGAAGCGACUGACUGCAAUGGAAUGACACCCGCGCAUUGCGCCGUUGAUGCCAAUCAGUUGGAAAUGGUGAAGUUUGCCCUGCAGUCUGGCGCCAACCUGGAAGCAAGAGAUGCCUGCGACUGGACACUGCUAAUGCGGGCAGUGGUCAUGGAUGCUGGACUGGAGCUUAUCAAGCUUUUGGUUACACACGGUGCCAAGCUCGGGGCUCGCGAUGGGCUAGGCAAAAGCUGCUGCGAUUUAGCCAGACUUUAUCGCCGGCAGCAGGCAACGGAUUAUUUCGACAAGGUACACGAGUUUCGCCAGGAGCAAGCGAAGGCUACGCAAGCUUUGGCUAACACAUCACCACAAUCCGGCCAAAAAGAUUAAGUGCAGCCGGCCGGCUAACAGUAUGAAAUCUGUCGAAGAACGCGUUAAUGAAUGUCCCUCUGACAGCUUAACUCAUGCAUUACCCUAGAUA